AUGGCGGCACGCCAUGGGAGAAAAACUUGGCAAUAUCUGAUGGCAUGUGUUCUUGUUGUCUCAGGUAUCAGCUGCUUCCCCGGCUUCGUGGCCCCUUCCACCGGAGCCGCGCCGUGGCGCCUCCCCGGAGCUCGGGCAGAGCCCUUGGAAGCGCCGAGCCGAGCGUCGCUGCAGCUGUCGGUGCUGAUCGUUGGCGCCGGACCGGCAGGUCUGCUGCUGGCGGAUCGGCUGCUCUCCGCCGGUUGCAACGUGCACCUGGUGGAGGCGCGCCAGGACCCGCGCGAAGGCGCCCUGGAAGGCCGCGCCUACGCGCUGGGGCUGGGCAUUCGCGCGCAACGGGCCAUCAGGACGUUGGGGGACGAACUCUGGGAGAGCAUCAAACCCAGCGGUUUCGCCUCGGAACGUUUCAAGCUUCACAUCUCGGAGAAGAUGGCCAUCGAUCUGCGGACACCAGAGGACAACAAUGGCCUGGAGCCGAGUUUGCUGAUCUAUCAGUCGGACUUGUGCUCCGCCAUGCUGGAUCACCUAGAAUCCAACCAGCAAGGCGCUGGGAAGUUAAAAAUCUCCUUCCAGAGCAAGUUGAAGUCGUUGGAUACUUCCACAGGCGUCGCGACGCUUCAGUCCGGUGACACGCUGUCGGAGUUGCCGGCUGCGGAUCUGGUGGCCGGCUGCGAUGGCGUCAACUCGGUAGUGCGUGCCAGCAUCGCUGCUGCAAAUCCAGCCUUCGAGGUGGAGCAAACCAAAUUGCCGGGAAGCUUCAAGGUCUUAAGGUUUCCCCAGAUGCCCUCGAAGUUGGACCCCAGCGCAGUACAUGCGAUCCCUGGGAAGGGCUCCACCUCCGCCUUCGUCGAACCCACUGCGCGCGGCGCCUGCGCGCUCAUCAACUGGCGAGAUGGGGUUGAUACCAAGCCAUUGCCGAAUCUGGGCGAGCUGACUGAAAGCGCUGAAAAGGCGCGUGAGACCCUGGCCAGCUACUUUCCUUUGAUUGAGGAUGCCAUCAACGAAGAUGCCGGCCAGCAGUUUGUGAACCAGCAGGCAUCACAAGCCUCCACGGUGAAGUGCAAUAGCUACCACUUGGGCCGUGCUGUCUUGCUGGGCGAUGCAGCCCACUGCACCGGUGGCGUCAGUGGCCAGGGCUGCUCUUCAGCUAUGAAGGACUCAGUGGUGCUGGCCGAGCUGCUUCAGCACGAAGUGGGCAGUGGUCGAAGUGUCGCAGAAACCUUGGCCAUGUACUCUCGGCAACAGGUGCCCGAGGGCCAUGCCCUGCUGGACCUCUCACUGGGCCCCAGUGCUGAGGUGGGCCCUUUGAAAAAGGCGCUCUACGGAGCUGCCUCCUUCGCCGGGACUUUGCUGAGCAAAGUGGGCAUUGGUGAUCCACCGCUACAGACCCUGCUGACCACCUGCCUGACACCUUUCUCGGAGAUACGACGUGACCGAGAUUUCUUCUUCGGAGACUUCCCGAAACAGGCGGAGUUCGACGAGAUGAUCGAAAAGGUGUCCUCUUAA
Cladocopium goreaui is the source of this 1506-nucleotide messenger RNA. Lineage: Eukaryota; Dinophyceae; Suessiales; Symbiodiniaceae. The record is from the annotation of a GenBank genome assembly.